This is a messenger RNA of Paramecium sonneborni, 686 nucleotides long. Lineage: Eukaryota; Ciliophora; Oligohymenophorea; Peniculida; Parameciidae. The record is from the annotation of a GenBank genome assembly.
AUGUAACAAUAGCCAAGCCUAUUUUUUCAGUGUCAACUAUAUGUUGCUGAAUUGAGUUAACCUAUAAGUUUAAUCGAGUUUACAAGUGAAGAUCUGUCAAAUAAAUUAUCAUCAGAAUAAAUAUCUCAAAUUUCAGAGCAAAAACCAAAAAAAAGUCUAAAAAAUGAUAAGAGUAUAAAAUUGUUGCAAUAAUAUAGAUAGUUAAUCCAUACAAAUCAAAUUGGGCUAAUUCUUUGCUUAAUAAACACUUCAAAGUAGAAGUUACAUGUCAAGGAAGUAAAUGGAUUAUAAAGAAGGUUAAUGAAGAUGAACCUUCCAAAUCUAUGGUUAGUUGUUUGCCAAAUCUUCCUAAAUCUAUUUAAAGCUAAGGAAAAUUAUUUUCAGAUACUGCCUCAAAAUUAACAAAAAAAAGACUUAAUAAAUUUAUUGCUGAUCAACAUAGAUAAUAUGCAUUAACACCAAAUGAAGUUAUCACUUAGUCGAAUUCAUCACUUCCACAUUUAAAUAUAAAUAAAAAUGAAAAUAAUUAUCAUAAUCUUAAUAAUAAUCAUAAUCAUAAUAGCGAUAACAAAAAGAAUAAUAAUAAUAUUGAUAUAAUUAAAAUUCGCUUAAAUUCAGAAUCUCCAAAAUAAAUGCCUAUAUUUGAUAUUAAUUUUAUCAAAAAGCUCCAGCAAUUCAUAGCAUGA